AAUUAAUGGGAUGGGCCCCCUGUUGCUGCAGCCAAGGCCUGUGAGUGGACCCUUCAAUUCGCGAACGGGCGACAAGCUAGGCUAAGCUAAUGUCGACCUCCUGAUGCUCCUAUCUGAGUGUCGAGGCCGUGGGCCGCCCAGCGCAUCUCCUGUUUUUACAUUGUGUGCGUAGCCGUUCAUUUCUCCUACAGCUAGAAGCGCAGAGAGCGUCUCGUAGCGCGUUUCAUUGCGCAUUGCCUUCACGAACCCUGGUCCCAGCUCAGAACCGCCGACUCGAAACACGCUCGAUAUCAGCGCGUGCACCCAUCUUGACCAGUCCGAGACUGGAUGCUUGCCCCAUAACGCCCACGCAAUGACGGAGGUGACAGCCACCGCCAUGGACGUCGAGAACAGUACCGCACCUCCUACCGUGGAGGCAUCACGACCGCCGAGAUCCCAUGUCGACUCCAAGCCGCUGCCUACCGACUCGAUGGUGACCGUACCGCUGUCAGAGGCCGGCACAAACGACGACGGUGUUCGAGAGUCUAUGAUACGUCCAGAUAUUAUAGUGGAGGAGCGAAGACUGUCGUCAAGACCAAGUUCAGACGAGAUCCACAAGGCAUUCGGCCGUCGUGUAAGCCAAGCCAGUGUCACUGCACCGACCUCGGGGAGCCCUACUGUAUCGAUCAGCGAUGUCGAUGCACCGGAGAAAUCUAAUCCCACACGAUCGAGGAGUGGCAGCGACAGCUCGGGGGAUGCCAAGGUUGACUGGGCCGAGCUGGAGAAGAAGGAGACCCAGCAGAGCCACGAGGGUCAGGAUGAUUCCAUGGCACUGCUCCUUGCACGCCUCGAGCAGGAGAACAAUGCCCUAAUGUCGGACUCCAAGGCAGGCAUGAAGCCCACUUUGAAGAACGCGCGCGCUCGAAGCCAAUCUCGGCCGCCCUCCUUCCAGCAGCUCAAGCGUCUCGUGCAGAACGACCCUGCAGAUGUCAGAUUCUCCCAGCUGCCAUCGCCUCCGCCGAUGACUGAGCUUGAGUUCUGGGCAGCUCUCGUCCGCGAUUACCCGCAGGUGGUACACCGGUUACCGACUUUGUGUCUGAACAAGAUACGUGGUGGUAUCCCUGCCCCGCUGCGAGGUGUCGUCUGGCAGAGUGCAUCUGGCUCUAGAGACAGGCUGAUCGAGGAUCAAUAUGAAGCGCUCUGCGGAGAGUCAAGUCCGUACGAGAACAUCAUCAACAAGGAUCUUGGUCGAAGCUUUCCUGGCGUUGAAAUGUUCAAAGACCCUGAAGGCGAGGGUCAGAAGAUGCUUGGCCGCGUGCUGAAGUGCUUUAGUCUGUAUGACAACAAGAUCGGGUACUGUCAGGGUCUAGGCUUCCUUGUUGGUCCCCUUUUGAUGCAGAUGGGCGACAAGGAGGCCUUCUGCGUGCUUGUCAGACUCAUGGAAGACUACGACCUUCGUUCUUGUUUCCUUCCUGAUCUUUCAGGUCUGCACCUUCGCAUUUUCCAGUUCCAGAAGCUGUUGAGUCAGCACAUGCCAGACCUUGCGCUGCACCUCGAGCAGUUGCAGAUCGAAUCUGCCUACCUCUCGCAAUGGUUCCUGUCGUUCUUCGCGGUCACAUGUCCUCUGCCUAUGCUUUUUCGCAUCUACGAUGUACUCUUCGCCGAGGGUGCAUCCGAAACCAUCAUGCGCGUCGCUCUCGCUCUCAUGAAGAGGAAUGAAGCCAAGCUGCUUUCACUGACUGAGAUGGAAGACGUUAUGCAGCUCCUCCUCGGCCGUCAAUUAUGGGAUCCUUAUGGCCGAAAUGCCCGUUCAGCUGACGACUUGGUCCAGGACUUCGUGUCAUUCACCAACGAUGUCACACGAGAGCAGUUGCAGGGAUUAGAGCAGCAAUACAAGGAAGCGCAGGAGAAGGAAUCUGCCAAGCAGCAAGUCAACAAAUCCGCCACAUCGUUUCUGGGCCGCUUAUGGGGCCCAUCCAAUUCAUCUACGAAGUCCGUGUCUCUCAGCCCGGGCCUAUCUGCGCCCUCACGUCCUGUCAGCUUCCUGAGAAGGACACCAUCGAAACAGAGCCUCGCUUCUACACUGAACUCCACUGCCGAAUCAGACACCUCGGCGGUGACCCAAAGUACUGCUUUGACAGAUAUCUCGCGUGCAUCCCACGCGGAGACAAUGUCGAUCAAGUCCGGACACGCCUCCGUUGCCAUGAGCAUCUCGGCCAAGGACAGAGACUUGCACUAUCAGAUCGAGCAGCUCCUCAUGUCUGUGAGUCAGCUGCAGCGACAGAAUGGUGAGCUGGAGGCUGUCCUGCAGAAGCAGCGCGAGGAUCGCAAGGAAGACCACCGUGUUGUUCGGUCUGUUGUUGAUAAAAUUCGAAAGAAGGACUCAACACUGUCCGCACCAUCAGCACGCGUGUCGAGACGAAGGACCACAAUCACAGCCGCAACCGAUGUCUCAGCCAGCAACGACUCGCCGUCAGAGCUAUCAGGAGAUGACGCGGAGAUUCUGGAAACUUUGGACACUCAAUUCCCGGUAACACAAACGCAUCAUCGCGCUUCGUCCAUGUUCGAGACCAAGCAGCUACUUCGUGAUAACCUAUCGCGGACCAAGGAACAGCUGGCUUCAGAGACGUCACGGGCUCAAGCGCUGGCUCGCGAGCUUGACGAACGUCAAUCUGAGCUCCAGGUUGCCCGAGACGCACUCAAGGACACUCGUAAUCGUCUUGCGGAUUCGUACAACCAGAACCAGAGACAGGAGAAGACGAUCAACGACCUGCGACAGAGUGCGCGCAAGGCCUCUGCGGCAGCAAGCUGGAUGUCUUCAGACGACACAUCGCCCAAUACUACCCCCACGCUGAGCAGAAGUACUACCUCUGAGAGUGUCACAAGUGGAUUGAGGGAGCUACGUCUCGGCCGAACCGCCUCACAGAAGUCGACUCGCGAACAUCCACCAUCAAUAACUUUCAAUAAGCGGUCUUCCUCGCUCAUUAUGCAGCCCGUUCUCGCAAAUGGCAACAAUGCGCCGACCGAAAACGAGCAAUUGCUGCUCGAGCUUGUCAAUGCGAAAACGGCGGAGGCUGUCGCACGGCAGGAGGCUGACGAGAUGAGAGCUAAGUUCGAGACUUUGAGGAGGACCAUGAACGCACAGCCCGCCGCGAGCGCAACAACAAGUCCGGCUGUCACUUCGACCCCUACCCCAGCUGCUGUUUCAGAAGCGAAAAAGGACGGUGCUGCAGCAGGCGGCUGGACUUGGGGAGGAUGGAAGAGGACGGUCAGUACGUCCAAUGCCAGCAUAUCGUGAGAGAUGCGCGACGACAUAAUUGGAAGAUGUACAAUAUAUGUAUGCGACGACAUAUUCAGCGAUCUGGAGGACGAUGACGAGAGAUAUAGGCGCGGCAUGCCACUACUAUUUCUCAUGUGUGAAGAUCCCUAGUGAUAUCUGUAGCACUUCAGCUCUCCCAGCAAGAGCAUGGUUGAGAGCAUAAUUUAGCAGCGUUUUGGGACGGAAAACCAAUUGUGUAUCCUCAGCGUUAGGCAUUAGAUUUCGCCUUCAUCGUCGCUUCGAAUUCGCAAGAUUCCUGACUACACUGUUCGGCGGCAACAGCCAUCGUCCACAAUUUACAUG
Messenger RNA from Didymella exigua CBS 183.55, 3601 nucleotides. RefSeq lists its product as uncharacterized. The transcript is spliced from 3 exons. Bases 353 to 3277 code for a protein of 974 amino acids. NCBI's taxonomy places the organism in Eukaryota, Fungi, Ascomycota, Dothideomycetes, Pleosporales, Didymellaceae. The record is from RefSeq and is a predicted model, not a curated record.